GCGCGGAUUGGCUGAGCCGCGCCCCCCCCGGGGGGAGAAUGGAAUGUUGCGGUGUCUGAGUUCCAGCGCGGGGCGGCGGCGGCGGCGCCGUCUCGGAGCCCCCGGGCGGGCGGGCGAAGAGCGGCCGAAGCGAGGAUCCGGGGACGAGCACCAGUGUAGGCCAAGAUGGUGGAUCAUCUGGCAAACACGGAGAUUAACAGCCAGCGCAUCGCUACUGUGGAAAACUGCUUUGGGGCAUCGGGACAGCCCUUAGCUGUGCCAGGAAGGGUCCUUCUCGGGGAGGGAAUUUUGACCAAGGAAUGCCGGAAGAAGCCCAAGCCUCGAAUAUUCUUCCUUUUCAAUGACAUCCUUGUGUACGGAAGCAUAGUGAUCAACAAAAGGAAGUACAACUCCCAGCACAUCAUACCCCUCGAAGACGUCACCUUGGAGACACUGCCAGAUACCUUACAAAUGAAGAACCGAUGGAUGAUUAAGACUUCAAAGAAGUCCUUUGUGGUUUCUGCUGCCUCCCUCACAGAAAGGAAGGAAUGGAUCAGUCACCUGGAGGAGUGCAUCCGGCACCUGCUGACAAAGACGGGGCGGCAGCCCUCUACUGAGCAUGCUGCCCCCUGGAUCCCCGACAAAGCGACCGAUAUUUGCAUGCGCUGCACACAGACCAAAUUCUCUACCCUCACUCGCCGGCACCACUGCCGGAAAUGCGGGUUUGUCGUGUGCGGGGAUUGCUCCAAGCAGAAGUUCCUGAUGCCGCGGCUCUCCCCCAAGCCCCUGCGGGUCUGCAGUCUGUGCUACAGGCAGCUGAUGGCAGAAGAGAAGCAGGAAGGAGGUGACCAGAGGCAGCCAGAGCAAAUCCACUCUGCCAAGCCAAGGUACGAAGCUUCCAGCGGUGAAGACAGUGACAAAUCUGACGACGACAAAGUGGACCAGUGGCCAGCAGACGCAGAGUUUUAUACCUCAGUAGUAUCUUGGUCGUCAUUCCAUAAUUAACUGUUUCACUGUCGGUUUUUAGCCUCCGGUGCACGUACAGAGCUCUCAGUAUUUUAGCAGGGAGCAUGCAUGGGAGAGUGAAGUUUUGGCCCCUAUUUAUGCUAUUUUCUUUUUUCAGACAAUUAAAAGACCUAAUAUUGUGCCUGUUACAGUAGCAGGGCAGACAGCAACGAGGCAGCAUUGCCUAGAGUACGGCGCACUGGC
Molecule: messenger RNA, 1188 nt
Organism: Gavialis gangeticus (Gharial)
Lineage: Eukaryota; Metazoa; Chordata; Crocodylia; Gavialidae
Gene: PLEKHF1
Product: pleckstrin homology and FYVE domain containing 1
Exons: 2
Coding region: 166-984 (272 amino acids)
Molecular function (GO): phosphatidylinositol binding; metal ion binding
Source: RefSeq, a predicted model, not a curated record